Cladophialophora yegresii CBS 114405 is the source of this 750-nucleotide messenger RNA. RefSeq lists its product as uncharacterized. Gene Ontology annotation, cellular component: COPII-coated ER to Golgi transport vesicle; endoplasmic reticulum membrane; Golgi membrane. Lineage: Eukaryota; Fungi; Ascomycota; Eurotiomycetes; Chaetothyriales; Herpotrichiellaceae. Gene Ontology annotation, molecular function: COPII receptor activity. Gene Ontology annotation, biological process: endoplasmic reticulum to Golgi vesicle-mediated transport. The record is from RefSeq and is a predicted model, not a curated record. The transcript has a single exon. The coding region runs from base 1 to 750 and encodes 249 amino acids.
AUGUGGAUUCUGCCCCUCCUCGGCUACGCUGGCCUCGUGUUAGGCUUCGCAUUCCUGACCCUCUCAAUCGCGUCGGGCCUUUACUACCUCUCCGAACUCGUCGAAGAACACUCCGUCUUCAGCGCGAAAUUGCUGAAGCGACUCAUCUACGCCGUCGUCACCACGCAGUUACUCCUCUGGCUGGUCGAUGGCUUCCCCUGGCAUCUGAUCUUGCUGGGAGUAGGGAGUCACGCCGUCUACGCGACGAAUCUCCGACACUUCCCGAUCGUCAAGCUCUCGGAUCCUUUCUUCCUCUCCAGUUGCGCACUGGUCAUUCUCAACCACUGGCUAUGGUUCAGACACUUCAGCGACACCACCAAUAGAGGAGGAGGCUUCCGAGGAGCCCCACCGAGCAGUCGAAGAGAUUGGUACUCGACACCCGUGUAUGAUCAACCCACCUUCACCGAGAUUGCAUCCUACUUUGGCCUGUGCGUCUGGCUCGUGCCAUUUGCGCUGUUCGUCAGUCUGAGCGCGGGUGAGAACGUCCUGCCGAGUAUGGGUUCCGAGUACGCCACGGGUGACAGACAAGGUGGGGGGUUCCAGAAAGGCCACAAGCGGAAGAAUACUGGCAUGGCGAAAGCUGCGGUCCAUGCCACCAGAGAGUGGGUCACCGACACCGGGGCCGUCAUGGGACUGUGGAACUCGGACAAUGUCCGGCCCUCUCGAGGGUUCGGCAAGGGUCAUACGAGGAUAAAUUCUGUGAACAUAUGA